UCGCUCGUCGACUCUAUCGACUCUCUUCUGAUUGGUCCUUUACAGGAGUCUACAGAGUCGCUCGUCGACUCUGUCGACUCUGUCCUGAUUAGUCGAUUGUCACGUGACUUGUAA
This is a messenger RNA of Colletotrichum truncatum, 114 nucleotides long. RefSeq lists its product as uncharacterized. The record is from RefSeq and is a predicted model, not a curated record. NCBI's taxonomy places the organism in Eukaryota, Fungi, Ascomycota, Sordariomycetes, Glomerellales, Glomerellaceae.